CCGCGGCGCUGACGGCCCGCCUUAUAUAAGAGCGGCGGGAGGGGCCGACCUCUAGUCGUCGGGUGCUGGGUGCGGGGCGCGGGGCCUGGCUAUCCGCCGCUCUCCGGCCGCUGCGGGAACAUGGCGACGCUGAAGGCCGUGUGCGUGAUGAAGGGGGACGGCCCCGUGCAGGGCGUCAUCCACUUCCAGCAGCAGGGUAAUGGACCAGUAAAAAUUACUGGAAGAAUCAGUGGCUUGACUGAUGGAGACCAUGGCUUCCAUGUCCAUGAAUUUGGUGACAAUACAAAUGGGUGUACCAGUGCAGGUUCUCACUUCAAUCCUGAAGGCAAGCAGCAUGGUGGACCAAAGGAUGCAGAAAGGCACGUGGGAGACCUUGGCAAUGUGACUGCUAAAGGAGGAGUGGCAGAUGUGGAAAUACAAGAUUCCAUUGUUUCUCUUAGCGGACCAUAUAGCAUCAUCGGACGUACCAUGGUGGUCCAUGAAAAAUGUGAUGACCUGGGUAGAGGGGGAGAUAAUGAGAGCAAAUUAACUGGAAAUGCUGGACCUCGUUUAGCUUGUGGUGUAAUUGGAAUAGCGAAGAGCUAAGUAUUGUACCUGAAAUGCUUAUGAUGACAGUGGCAAAUAAGCUGUAAUUCAUGGCAAAUGCUGUACUUGCCUGUCCUUGUGCAAGCAAAAGAUUUAUCACUUAAUCUCAUCACUACUCUGCAUUCUGAGUAUUACUUAAAACUGGUGAAGACUCAAUUUUGUAUGAUGUAUAUUGCAAUUAAACUGACUCUGAUGGAAUGUCUCUGUAGUCUGCUAAAGCAUCUGUUGUAACCAUUAAGUGUAACUUCACUCACUGGCCCCCCUGUUCUGUGUAAUGGAAGAUGCGUAGUAGCAGUCACAUCCUGAACAGCAAAACUUCCAGUGUACUGUGUGAUUUGGAGGGUUAGCCUGAAGAGCUUUGGCAAGGCUACUCACCCAAGAGCAGUAGGUACCGUUUGUAUCAGGGCUUCCUCCUGGCACAGUUGCAGCAUUUGUAGGUUUCAAACUCAUGUAAUAAAACUUGCUGGGCAAAUA
Messenger RNA from Falco peregrinus (peregrine falcon), 1059 nucleotides. RefSeq names its product superoxide dismutase 1 (gene SOD1). The transcript has 5 exons. Gene Ontology annotation, molecular function: superoxide dismutase activity; copper ion binding. Gene Ontology annotation, biological process: removal of superoxide radicals. Gene Ontology annotation, cellular component: mitochondrion; cytosol; peroxisome. The record is from RefSeq and is a predicted model, not a curated record. Bases 121 to 585 code for a protein of 154 amino acids. Lineage: Eukaryota; Metazoa; Chordata; Aves; Falconiformes; Falconidae.